Monodelphis domestica (gray short-tailed opossum) is the source of this 10199-nucleotide messenger RNA. NCBI's taxonomy places the organism in Eukaryota, Metazoa, Chordata, Mammalia, Didelphimorphia, Didelphidae. The record is from RefSeq and is a predicted model, not a curated record.
CCUUUUAAACCUAAACGUCUGAGAUAAAUUCAUUUACCAAGGGCCUCUUUAGGAUUGUAUUUCCCGGGCGUUUUGUUCUCGAAUCUGCCAUUGGGAAUACGUAACGUCCAGAUGUAGGGAAAUUAUCUCAAAAAGGGCCUUAGGGAAGGGAUCCUGCCCGCGCAGCCAGGAGAGACGCCGGGAACAUGGCGGCCUCUGGAGCCGCGGGCCUCUCGAGCCUGCUGCACGUCCAGACCCCUCUGGAAUACGCGCUGCUCGACGCCGUCACCGCGCAGGAGAAAGAUAACCUGGUCUACCAGUAUCUGCAGAAGGUGGACGGCUGGGAGCAGGACCUGGCCAUGCCUGAGUUCCCGGAAGGACUAGAAUGGCUGAAUACAGAGGGUUCCAUUUCUAUCUACAAGGAUCUUUGUGGAAAAGUAGUUGUUCUGGAUUUCUUCACUUACUGCUGCAUCAACUGCAUCCACUUGUUGCCUGAUCUUAAUGCAUUAGAACACAAGUACACUGAUAAAGAUGGCCUUCUCAUUGUUGGUGUUCAUUCAGCUAAGUUUCCAAAUGAAAAGGUUCUGGAUAACAUUAAAAGUGCUGUUCUUCGAUAUAACAUCACUCAUCCUGUGGUUAAUGAUACUGAUGCUAUUCUUUGGCAAGAUCUGGAAGUUUCUUGUUGGCCAACCUUGGUCAUCCUUGGACCCCGUGGAAACAUCCUUUUUUCUUUGGUUGGAGAGGGACACAAAGAAAAAUUGUUUUUAUUUACUUCAGUGGCUUUAAAGUUCUACAAGGAGAAAGGGCAGAUCAAAGAUAAUAAAAUUGGAAUAAAACUUUAUAGAGAUUCCUUGCCACCUUCUCCUUUACUUUUUCCUGGCAAAGUAACAGUAGAUAAUUUGUCUGAUAGAUUAGUGAUAGCAGACACCGGCCAUCACAGAAUUUUGGUUGUGAGAAAGAAUGGACAAAUCCAGCACAGCAUCGGAGGCCCCAACAGUGGAAGCAAAGAUGGGACAUUUUUAGAGUCAACUUUCAAUUCUCCACAAGGUGUGUCUAUAAAGAAUAACAUCAUAUAUGUAGCAGAUACAGAAAAUCAUUUGAUAAGAAAGAUUGAUCUAGAAACUGAAAUGGUGAGCACAGUGGCUGGCAUUGGAAUACAGGGUACAGAUAAAGAGGGUGGUGCAAAAGGAGAGGAACAGCCCAUCAGUUCACCCUGGGAUGUUGUUUUUGGAACAUCAGAAGACUCUGGAGAUGAUGUUCUAUGGAUAGCUAUGGCAGGAAUUCAUCAAAUCUGGGCACUUAUGUUGGAAGAUGGGAAACUACUAAAGAAAAGUGACUUGAUAAAAGGAACUUGCCUAAGUUUUGCUGGAAGUGGAAAUGAAGAGAACCGAAACAAUGCAUAUCCCCACAAGGCAAGUUUUGCCCAGCCCUCAGGUCUUUCUGUGGCUUCUGAAGAACCUUGGAACUGCUUAUUUGUAGCAGAUAGCGAGAGCAGUACUGUCAGAACUGUCUCACUGAAAGAUGGAGCAGUGAAACAUCUUGUAGGAGGAGAGAGAGAUCCCAUGAAUUUAUUUGCUUUUGGUGAUGUUGAUGGAGCAGGAAUCAAUGCAAAGCUCCAGCACCCACUUGGAGUGACUUGGGAUAAGAAAAGAAACUUACUUUAUGUGGCAGACUCCUAUAAUCACAAAAUUAAAGUUGUGGAUCCCAAAACAAAAAACUGCACUACAAUUGCAGGUACCGGAGAGGCAAGUAAUAUUAUUAGUUCAACUUCUACAGAGUCAACUUUUAAUGAACCUGGAGGCUUGUGUAUUGGAGAGAAUGGUAAUUUGCUAUAUAUUGCCGAUACAAAUAAUCAUCAAAUUAAAGUGAUGGAUUUGGAAACAAAAAUUAUUUCUGUGCUCUCCAUCAUCAAUUCAGAAACUGCUGUUGUUGAUGGCCCAUUUCUCGAAAAGCAGAAGACAAUAAAACUACCCAAACUUCCUAAAUCUUCUCCAAAUGUUAAGCUUUCACCAUUGACUGUAUCACCUGGACAGAGUCUUCAGCUUAUACUAAGAUUAGAUCUUCCUGCAGAAACAAAAUUAACUGAAGGAGCACCCAGUUUCUGGUUUCUAACAGCUGAAGGUAAUGAAUGGCUUCUUGAAGGACAAACUCCAUCAGGAGAAAUUAGGAGUCUUUCUACACAACCAGUGAUAUCACUGAAGAUUCCACACAGUUGCUUGUCAUUUGAAGUGAUUGUGUCCAUCUGUGUGUGUCUUUAUUAUUGUAGUUCAGACAGCAGCGCCUGUAUGAUGAAAGGAAUUUUAUUUAGUCAGCCUUUACAGAUUGCUAAUACACACCACAGUAACAUGCCUUUAGUAGAGCUGAGAUAUGUGUUUUAGGCAACUAAUCUUCCACAAUGCAGCCAGUCACUUUAACUUAUUGCUCACUAUUUUUAUACAAGCAACCAAACAGAUGGCUUUCCUUCUGUCCCUUAUCACCUAGAGUUUAAGACAAAAUAACUUGAAAUUCAUUACUUUGUGACAGCAUCUGCUAUUGAAGUGAAAUUAUGUUAAUUUUCUACCUAUUUAUUAUGUGGAAAAAUUCAGUUUGUGGACUGGUUAAGUCCUUGAUUAUAGUUUGAAUUAUGGUUCUAUAACAUUACUAAGUUCUGAAAAGAAAAGUCAUGUUUGAGGUCCAUAUUAGAACUAAUAAAAUUAGAUGUAGUUAAUAAGAUAUGAAGUGCUUUAUCUAAUUUGCCUUUAUUAAAUUCCCUAGUAUCUUUCAGUAAAUCUAGAAUACCUUUCAGAGGAACCAAGAUUAGGUCUACAAUUUUGUAAAGAAUUACCUCAAUCCAAAUUAUAGGUUGUUUCUUUAAUUUAAAAUGGUUUGUUGAUCAUAGUUUAAUUUUAAAGAGGAGCUAAUGAAUUUACUCAUUGUUCUCUUCUGUGAAUAUCUGAAUUAUAAUAUGUAUUUAAAAUAUAAAUUUACCUAUUUUAUGCAAGUUCAGUCUGCUGCUCUUAAUACCAUCAUGUUUGCCUUAUGUGAAGAGAAUAGCCUUACAACAAACAAACAAAAAAUGCAGAGAUUGCAUUUAAAUGCUACUGUUUUGAAAGCUACUUUUUGAACUUGGGCUGAAAUACUUAGUUAUACCAAACAAUGAAUGUGGUUCAGCAAAUUUUGUAGUUUUGUUAGGAAAAUUAUGGUAACAUUCAGUUGUUAGACAAUUUCGUAUGUUUGGCAAUUGAAUCAGAUCAACAUGCCGACUCAUGAUAUAUCUAUAUCAAAACCACGAUUAGGAAAGUCAGGAUGUAGAAGAAAUACUAUGUAUUUGGUUGACCUUUUGAUUUCUCUUUUCCAAAGUUAAAAUUCUGCAAAUGUUGUGUUACUUCUUAAACAAUUCUUAAGUAUUCAAAGUAGAAAUGCUCCACUACUAUCAUUAGGUAUAGUACAUUGUAGAAACUAAUUCUUCAUACUGUCAAAGCAGAAUUUAGUUGUUCUGAUCAUUUUUCUCUUCUCUUUUACUAAAAAGAACAGCCUUUGAGCACUUUUAGGACUGCUUUUUUAUUUGUAAGCCAUAAAAGCUUAUACUUUUAUGCCAUUGAAAUAUAUGUAAAAUAUGUACUAGAAUGAGAAUGACAUUUUCACCCAAAAUUAUAAUUUUAAAAAUAUCUUCAAAGCAUUUCCUUUCACCUUUAGUUAAUUGUUGAGAUGGUUUGUCAUCUCUGUUAUUUCCUGCAAAAACUAAAUCUGCUCACAAUUUGAUCAAAUGUCUUGUUCUUCAAAACAUCAAGGGAGCCACAUUUAUUCAUUCAGUUGAUAAAUACUAAUUGAGAUGGAAUAUGAGGAGAUUUGUAUCUGCAUAGCAGUGAUAGGACAUGAAGUGUAAUUAUUUAAGUGCUGCUGGCCCAUUUUUCUAUGUUCAUAAAUUAUUUGUCGGUUUAAAUGGUUAUCUGCUGAUAUAUUUCAUGCUUGAAACUAGUUAAGGAAUUUGCUUAAUCAGGACAUUUGAGUUAGAUUAUUUGCUAAAUCUGUCUAUCCUUUAAAAAAAUUUUCAAAACUGUAUAGUAAAUUUGAAACAAAAACCAUGGAUUUUAUGUCUUAUUAGUUUAUAAAUUUCUUUCAUAAAACACAAGAUAGCAUAAUAUUAUUCCUAUUGUCUUAAGAUUAAAACUUGGCCAGAAAGAACAAUAUUAUCACUUGAUUUAUUUAUUGUAUUUAUCUUUUCCAGUUGGACAGGAUGAGAAUAUUCUGGCUCAAUCAUCUCCUCUUCCAAAAAAGCAUGGACAGUUUCACAUGCUCUCCCAAAGAGAUACUACACUUAACCUACUACUAAUUCAGAAAUAUUUUCUUAUGGUAACUAUAUUUAGAAGUAUAUUAUUUUUAUAUAAUAAAAAUACAUUCAAGAUAUUUAUUUUUAGAAUUAUGAUUUUUUUCUUUUGUUUCUUUCACAUUAGGUUUUUCCCUUUAAUAAUCAUUGAAGCAUAAUUUUAAAAGAUUAUCACCCAGCCAUUUGCAACUGUUUUCUCAUUGAUAGCAUUUAUUUGCCAAAGGCUAAUUGAAUUAGUUAAUAAAUCAUAGCAUACAUUUAAAAAAAACAUUAAAAUAUCUAGUUUUGAAAUGGAUAGAAUUUAUAUAAAUAAUCAGAUUAUAUCAAGUAUCCUACAUAAGGAAGAAAGAAUAGACAAUUUGGAAUAAUAUUUCUUCUGUUUUGCUGUGUUCACUGCCUUUUGAACAUCUUUACUUUUUGCUUUGCAGCUGCUUAAUUUAAUUUUCCUAGAAAAAGUAUUGAUAAAUAACAUUUUGAUGAAAAGAGAUGGAACUACAUGCCCACAUUAAGGUAUUUGCUUAUAUUUUUGACAAAAUAAAAUAAAAGAUUCUUUUUACAAGGUCAAAUAGAAGUAGUACUUAUACAAAGUCAUUCUAUUGAUCUGUAGCCAUGUUGAUUUUUAAAAAAAAAUCUUUCUUAAUAGCUACAUCACCUAGAUUAUUUGUAAAAUUAUCUUUGAUUUUAUACACAAGAACUAACUCAGUAUUACUGUAGUUUGUGCUAAAAAUGUGUUUCUUUUUUGUAGUUAUUUAGUAAUUUCUGACUGUUCAUGACUCUAUUUGGGGUUAUCUUGGAAAAGUGGUUUGCCUUUUCCUUCUGCUGCUGCUCAUUUUACAAAUGAGGAAACUGAAGCAAAAAGUGUUAAGUGAUUUUCCCAUGGUUGUGUAGCUAGUAAAUGUCUAAAGCCAACCUUGAACUCAAGUCCUUCUGACUCCAUCCAUUGUAUCACCUAGCUACCCUGAAAAGAAAUAUUUAAAGUAUACUAUUGUCUUUGUUAAAUGCUUAAUCUGUUUACAAAGAAAAAGCCUUACUGAUUUUAAAUAUAGGGUUGCAACAAAUAGUACACAAUAUACUACAGUGAUACCUUGACUCACUUUAAAAUUAUCAUUCCUAAUAGAAGAGAAAGUUGAAAAUUUUGAACUUCUAAAUUUUUUAUUAUAGUGACCUCUUUAUAGUGUUAGUACUCUUCUAUCUCAGUAUCAUUUGUCCUUGAUAAAAAAAAGUCAAAGUCAGUUAUAUCAUAGAAAUAAAUAAGGCUUUUUAUGCAGUAAGAAAAUAUGAAAUGAUAGUGAAAAAAUUUUAAAUCCUUGCAAUAAACCAUAUAUAUAAUAAAUAAUAUGUUUUUUUUUCUUAACUUCUGGAACAACAAAAAAAAUUCAUUGGUCUAUAUUUAUAUUCAAGCUAUUUAUUAGUUUACUUUUAAUAACUAUCACCAAUAUUUAACUGGUUUAACUCUAUUUUUGACUGAAUUUACAUGUAAAGACAGUUCUAAGUAGAUGAACAUAGUAUAAUUCUCUAUCUUUGGGCAUCCUCAAGAUAGCCUAUAACAAAGUAAAUAUUUUACAGCUUUUUAAAAAAAAUCACAUUCAUAUCGUUGAAAAAAACUGCCUGUUUUGUGCUCUCUUAUUAACUAGUUUCAGCUUUCCUAAUCUAUAUUUUGGAGAAAUAUGAAAAAAGGAAUUGGUCUUUCCAAUUUUGGUCUAUCAUUAUUUAUUUGCUAUAUCAUAAUGCCCUAGUUGCAGAACUGUUGUGUCUUUCUAGAAUGUCCAAUAAUAAACUCCUCUUUUGUAGAAUCCAAAGUAGAUACAUCUCAUUCUGAAUUUUAUAGCAAGGGUUAGGAUUUUAUCUAUUAUAUGUAGAGAUCCAAAUAAGAAAUUAAUCAAUCAUAUAUACUUUUCUCAAAUGAAAAAGUUAUAUUUUCUAAAAUUUAGCUCUAAAGAGAAAUAAAGCUCCUCCUUUUAUAUUUUUCUAAAGACCUGAUAAUAAAGUCAGUGUUAGCCAUAGACUAUAAAUAUGUCUAGUAAAAAAAAAUACUUAGAAGUGAUUUCCUAAAGGGAAAUCUAAAAUACUGGCAUUUAUCAUACCAUUGACACUGCAUUUGAAAAAUUAGUAUUUUUGUUACAUUGUCUCCUGAACUUUGUUAAUGUAGCAUUCGGGGUCUGAAAUAGCUCAUUUUAAUCAGAUAAUUCAUUCCUUAGAGGUUUUGUAGCCCUUUUUUUCUAAGAUUAAUACAAUGUCUAAAGCACUAUGAGAGAUUUUACAUUAUUGGCAGAUAUAUCUAGUUCUUACUACCUCCCCUUGUGGGGUUCAAUAACUUUCUGAUGUAAAAAUUCUAAUAUUAAUAUUUUAAUUAUGCUUAGAAAUAUAAUUAAGACCUUGUUAUAAAGACACACUUUAAAAUGAAAUCUGAAGAUAGGGUUGUUUGGAAUUCUUAGACUUUCAUGAAUAUUCAUAUAAGAAAAGUUUUUUAAAAAGCGAAAGAGAUCUAGAAACUGCUAGUUGGCCAACCUGUUAAUACAUUUUCAAAAUGCCCAGAUUUUAUGUGUGGAAUUGUAUGAACUGUAUUACACAAAUAAAACAGAUAUAGAGUAACUGGCCUUCUUCUCCCUUGUUCCUACCCCCAUGACAAAUCAGCAUGUGAUAGUGAUCCUGAUUUCUCUUUACUAUUACUUCUUUGUCCCUUUAAUUAUUAGGCCUUCUCCCAAAACAAGGUAGUGCCUAUUAAAUUGUCAUUCAAAAUCACCCAAUGAAACCUUUUCAAUUAUCAGCUCAUUGUGCUCGCUCAUAUAUAUGGUCUUCAAGACUGACUUCAUUAAUUCUUGUCACAAAGCCCUGGUCCAAAAAUCAGCUUGAAUUGAUAUUAUUUAUGUUUGUUUUUAUUUUAAUAAAUUUUCUAUGUAAGUUUUCUGAAGUUAUAUGAUCUGUAUUCUCUCUCCCUCCUUUUCUUCCCCCUCCUGGAACUGACAAGCAAUUCAGUCUGGGUUAUACAUGUAUUGUCACACAAAACAUUAUUAUAUAUUAUUAAUUUUUAGUGAAUUAUCUUAUAAAACCAAAUCCCCCCCAAAAUAUACCUGAAUAAACAAAUGAGAAAUCAUAUGUUUUCAUCUGUAUUUUUCCUCCAACAAUUCUUUCUCUAGAGGAGGAUAGCAUUCUUUUUCAUAAGUCCCUCAGAAUUGUCCUUGAUCAUUGUAUUGCUGUUAGUAGCAAAGUCUAUCACAUUUGAUCAUUCCACAGUAUUGCAGUUACUGUAUAUAAUGAUCUCCUGGUUCUGCUUAUCUCACUCUGCAUCAGUUCACAUAGGUCUUUCCAGCUCUUUCUGAAAUCAUCCUGUUCAUUAUUCCUUCUAGCAUUAGUAUUCCAUCACCAUCAUAUACCACAAUUUAUUCAGCCAUUCCUUAAUUGAGAGACAUUCCUUUAGUUUCCAAUUCUUUGUCACCACAUAAAAGAGUAACUAUAAAUAUUUCUGUACAAACAGGUUCUUUCCCAUUUUUUUUAGAAUUGAUAUUUUUUUAAAGAGUUAUUCUGUGGUGGAUUCUGGACUACUAGUCCAGAGACCAUUAUCAGCUUAUGUGACCUUAGGCAGAGCAUUUCAUCUUCUUGGGCCUCAGUUUUCUCAUCUGUAAAAAUGACAGCAAUUCCAGAUCUAACUUGCAGUGGCAUUCUGUGGUUACAGGCAGUUCAGGUAAAGCUUUCAACCCAUCAGGUAGAGAAUAGUUAUAAGCAAGAUUCCCUUCCCUUAUUCUUACCUAAUAUGAUUCUUUGAAAUGAGAUAACUGGACCCAGCAAUAUGUUAAUUUGGUCAAAAUCUUUUUUUUCAAUUUCAUUCAAUAGAAUGAUUUAAAAAGAUAAUUUUAACAGAGCAUUAAUCUCAUGCCCUGUGUGUUUAAUCCCCACUUAACUGUAAUCAAUGUACCUUUCCAGUAUUAGAAGAGCAGGUCAGACUAGCUGCUGCUGGUUCUCAGGCAGCUGUUUUGCCUGUAGAUAGCUGAAGUAAAAUAAAGUGGCCGUCUCUCUUCAGUUCUUCACAAUGCACUCUCCUUAGUUCCUAACAUUUGAUUUGGUUUAAUUAUUUUCAAAGGUCAAUACCAUGAAGUCAGAGUUGGAAAGUUAAAACUGCAGAUACUUGUUGUGGAAUGUUUGCCUAGCUAUAGUUAGCCAUUGUUUGAUAUGUACCUCUUCUUCACUGGCAUGCUGCUUUCAAGUAUAGCUGAGGACUUUUUGUUCUACAGAAAACCCCAGGACUAAAAGGAAAAAUUAUAGGUAUUUCUAAAUCUGCUUCCCUAUUUGGACUACCAAUUAUAUGCCUUUAAAAAAAACCCAACAACUUCAGCCAUAUGUCCUUCUAACAGUUUAACCGAAUUAACCCAAGUUAGUUUUCUUCAGGUCUCUGUAGCCCUCGGGUGCCUGAGUGAUUUAUAAUUAAGCAAGAUUGAGCAGUUCAGGUUUGUUUGUUACCUGAAAUACUUAAAAUUGCCAUCAUAAUGUAUGAAUGCACAAGACUAAUGUAAUGCACUGUGCUUUCUCCCAUCCCCCAAUAACCUGGAGUAUAUUUAACAUUUAAAAGAAAAGCAAAAUAUCAGGAUCUUGAAGCAGGAGAACAAGUAUUUAUUGCAUUUGCUUGGCUUCAUUUUAUUUGAAUUCUCAUAAGUAGUUGAACAAAAACUGAAUGAUAAGGGAGUAAGAAAAUGCUUGACUUAAAGAAGCCUUAUGAGACACUGCCAUGUAACAAAAUAUGCAAUUAUUGGUAUUUUGCCAGUGUUUGUACCAGUGGGGGAAGUAUUCAGUGGCUUUAUGCAAUAAGUGUACCCACUGUUUCGGCAACAACUAUUUUUUUCUGAUAAAGGAUUGAAAUGUCUCCCUAACUAAAUAUCACUAAUUCAGUCAUUUAGACUGACUUAUCCAUUUAAAAACGCUCCACUGUUUUCUGAGCAUACCCUCAAUUUUUACACAGCCAUACAAAAUAUUUUACUAGUGUAUGUUCAUAUUUGAGGAGAGUAACUGGAUAUACAAGCACCAAAGAAUAACAGGAUUGCUUUUUUGUGAGUUUGCAGUGAUCAUAUUUCAAUUAUCCAUGAGGAAUCAUGGCAAAUAUGAACAGAUAAUUUAUAUUGAAAAGAGAAGUAUAAGUGUAUUUAUAUCACCUUAAGUUUGUGUUUUAUUUAAGUAUUAAAUGACUCUCAAAGCAUAUGCCAAUUGACAGUGGUGUGGCAGCAGGAAGCCACCUAGGCUUUUUAAAAUUGCUGUAGUUAAUCCAGCUAUGGAUAAUGGAUAAUUUAAGAUUGACUCUGACUUCUUAUUAUUAUUUUAAUUUGAACAAUUUGGAACAUUGCUGCAAAUUGCAUCUGUGAGCUGUACAAAUUGGGGAGCCUUAGACUUUUCCCUAUUGUUUAGGUUAUAUAAAAAGUUAAGAAUUUUGUUUCUGAGCAUACAGUUGGACUGUUAUGCUGUCUUUUUCACAUCUCUCAUUCCAAAGGUUUGAUUGAAAUAAUUUUUUUUUAUUUUGUUCUGCUCUCCAAAGAUAAAAUGCAGCAAAGUUCUGUUUAAAUAGGACACAGAGGCUAGAAACAUAUGAUGUUAUCUUUGAACAGACUUGUUCUAAAAGAAUAUAUGCUGUGUAUUUGUAAAGUACUUUAUGUGGACAGAUGAAUAUUUUUAUAUUGUGCUAUUCAUUUUAAUAUUUCUAUACUUUCGAGCUGGUGUUCUUAAUUUUCAAUAUGCAUUUUUAAAGCCAUGUAAUAAUGAAGUUGAAGACUGCUGUGAAAGAACAGUCUUUAUUACUCAAUCAGAGAAGUAUAAAACUAGUGAUUGACCUGUUUUAGUAGUAUGCUUCUAUUGUAAGCACUAAAAUCAAAUGUCUCUUUUUCUAAAGCUUUGUACUUUUUUUCAUUAAACAGAUGAAAUAUUUUCUCUCUAA